Messenger RNA from Nematolebias whitei (Rio pearlfish), 2498 nucleotides. RefSeq names its product solute carrier family 26 member 6 (gene slc26a6l2). NCBI's taxonomy places the organism in Eukaryota, Metazoa, Chordata, Actinopteri, Cyprinodontiformes, Rivulidae. Gene Ontology annotation, cellular component: membrane. The transcript has 19 exons. The record is from RefSeq and is a predicted model, not a curated record. The coding region runs from base 24 to 2498 and encodes 824 amino acids. Gene Ontology annotation, molecular function: bicarbonate transmembrane transporter activity; chloride transmembrane transporter activity; secondary active sulfate transmembrane transporter activity. Gene Ontology annotation, biological process: transmembrane transport.
GAGCUCCACUGACAGAGAAGGACAUGAAGGAGAGACGCUCAUCUUCUGGGGAGUAUGUGGUGCACAGGGAGGUCUUCAAUGAGCCCCGACUGGAUGAAGUGGCACAAAAAGGGAUGUGGUCAACUAAACCGACUGUGGGUGAACAGAUUAAAGAGUCACUGAGGUGUUCUGUUCCCAGGCUGAAGCAUACAGUUCUGACCUGGAUCCCCGUCCUCUCCUGGUUGCCUCAUUACUCGAUCAGAGAAAAUGCUUUGGGUGACCUGAUAUCUGGCUGCAGUGUAGGCAUCAUGCAUCUGCCACAGGGCAUGGCGUAUGCUCUUCUGGCCUCUUUGCGGCCAGUGUUAGGUCUUUACACUUCGUUCUACCCGGUGCUGGUCUACUUCAUCUUUGGUACUUCUAAACACAUCUCAGUAGGAACGUUUGCUGUGAUCAGCAUCAUGAUUGGGAGCGUGACAGAAAGGCUGGCGCCCGACAGCAACUUUAUUAUAAAUGGGACCAAUGGGACAGAAGACCUGAACAUCGCAAUGAGGGACUCAAUGAGAGUACAGAUAGCGUGCUCCCUCACAGUGUUAGCAGGGAUUUUCCAGAUCCUGCUGGGAGUGGUGAAGUUUGGCUUUGUGGUGACCUACCUGUCUGAGCCCCUUGUUCGUGGAUACACAACAGCAUCAGCUUGUCAUGUGUGUGUCUCUCAACUCAAAUACCUGUUUGGAGUCAAACCAGCUCGCUUUGCUGGUCCUUUUGCAUUCAUUUAUACUCUGGUGGAUGUUUGCAGACAGCUGCCUCAGAUGAAGGUGCCCGAGCUUGUGGUCAGCCUGGUGGCUCUUGCUGUUCUAAUUGUGGUCAAAGAAAUCAAUGCAUGCUACAGGCAGAAGCUCCCUCUGCCCAUCCCCAUAGAGCUCAUAGUGAUUAUAGCAGCAACACUCAUCACCCACUUCUGUGGACUCCCUGAGACAUACGGUGUGAAUGUAGUUGGAGAGAUUCCCAGUGGGCUCAAGGCCCCUCGUGCUCCUGAUCCAACAUUUUUUUCACAGAUUAUAGGUGAUGCCUUUGCUGUGGCCAUUGUGGGCUACGCCGUCAAUAUUUCUCUCGGCAAAACAUUCGCCCUCAAACAUGGCUACAAGGUGGACAGCAACCAGGAGCUGGUUGCAGCAGGGCUUUGCAACGCCAUCGGUGGUUGUUUCCAAUGUUACGCAGUGACUUCCUCUCUGUCUCGGAGUCUUGUCCAGGAGAGCACCGGGGGCAAGACACAAGUUGCAGGGGUGGUCUCUUCAGUUAUUGUGCUCAUCACAAUUUUGAAAAUAGGCUCCCUGUUUGAAGACCUCCCCAAGGCUGUCUUAGCCACAAUAGUGUUUGUGAAUUUGAAAGGAAUGUUUAAGCAGUUCAUGGACGUGCCGUUUCUAUGGAAAACCAACCGGGUUGACUUGCUGGUGUGGCUGGUAACAUUCAUCAGCACCGUCCUGCUCAACCUGGACUUGGGUCUGGCUGUCUCCGUUGGCUUUUCUGUGCUCACUGUUAUCUUCAGAACACAACUACCGCGCUACUCUAUCCUGGGCAAUGUGCCGGGCACUGACCUGUAUCUGGACACAGAGAAGUACAGGGCGGCCCAAGAGAUUCCAGGAAUAAAAAUAAUUCGCUCAUCAGCAACUAUCAACUACACAAACGCCGAGUUGUACUUAGAGUUCCUUCAGGAGAAGAGUGGAAUUGAAAUCGAGAAGCUGCAGGCCGAGAGGAAGAAACAAAAAGCAAAGCAGAAGUGUGAGCAAGAGAAAGAGAAAACAAAAAACAGGAAGGAUGCAAAGAUGAAGAAAAAAGACAUGAGCCAUCAUUCGAAUACCACCAACAGCGUGAAGGAUUUACAGCCGAGUGAGAGGAAUGUAUUUACAGUAAACAUGGAUGAGAGGAAUCAGAACCACGUAGCUUUAAAGCCCAUGGACUCAACCAUAAACAGUUUUAGCAAAGGCAAAAUAAACAGGGCUUACCAAACUGACUCAAACAUGUCCGACUCCGACUCAGACACAUGUGACCCCAGCUAUGAAGACAUCACAGAGAUUUCCCAUCAGGGUGGAGGAGGUGAAAGGGCCUCUGGGUCAGACAUUCACAACGUCAUCCUGGACAUGUCCACAACCAGCUCUGUGGACACGGUCACCGUGAAGAUGCUGAAAAAUAUUUUCAGGGACUUCAGAGCAGUUGAUCUCAACGUGUAUCUAGCUGGCUGCCAAGCCUGUGUGGUGGAGCAGCUGGAAAUGGCUAACUUCUUCUCGGAGUCCGUCCCAAAGAGCAGACUGUUUGUCUCAGUUCAUGACGCGGUGCUUUACAUUCGCAUCAGACUGGGACAGAGCGACUUCACGACUUGCCUGUUCUAUUCCUCACCAUUGGUCGCCGUUGCCUCCUCCCCUUUCAACGGUGGAGAAAUGCGCCACUUCGACAUGGCGGCUGGUUGCCACGGAAACACAAGGGAGCUGUUGCCACGGCAACAAGCUUUUUAUGGUAUGGUCUGA